UCUCCGCCCCAGCUCUCCGCCAUUUUCCCGCUGCACUGUUCUGCUUCGCACGGGGCCGCGUUGUGUUCAUGGCAGGGGCUGCUCCGACCACAGCGUUCGGGCAGGUGGUGAUCGGCCCACCAGGCUCCGGGAAGACCACAUACUGCCUCGGCAUGAGUGAGUUUCUGCGCGCAGUGGGCCGGCGCGUGGCCGUGGUGAACCUGGACCCGGCCAACGAGGGGCUGCCGUACGAGUGCGCUGUGGAUGUGGGCGAGCUAGUGGGACUGGCCGACGUGAUGGACGCGCUGAGGCUGGGGCCCAACGGCGGGCUGCUUUACUGCAUGGAGUAUCUGGAGGCCAACCUGGACUGGCUGCGUGCCAAGCUUAACCCCCUCCGCGGCCACUACUUCCUUUUCGACUGCCCUGGCCAGGUGGAGCUCUGCACGCACCACGGCGCCCUGCGCAGCAUCUUCUCCCAGAUGGCACAGUGGGAUCUCAGGCUGACUGCUGUUCACCUCGUGGAUUCUCACUACUGCACAGACCCAGCCAAGUUCAUUUCAGUACUGUGUACCUCCCUGGCCACCAUGUUGCAUGUGGAGCUGCCCCACGUCAACCUCCUCUCCAAGAUGGACCUCAUUGAGCACUAUGGGAAGCUGGCCUUCAACCUGGACUAUUACACAGAGGUCCUGGACCUCUCCUACCUGCUUGACCACCUGGCUUCCGACCCAUUCUUCCGCCACUACCGCCGGCUCAACGAGAAACUGGUACAGCUCAUCGAAGACUACAGCUUGGUCUCCUUCAUCCCUCUCAACAUCCAGGACAAGGAGAGCAUCCAGCGAGUACUGCAGGCUGUGGAUAAAGCCAAUGGCUACUGCUUUGGGGUCCAAGAGCAGCGAAGCCUGGAAGCCAUGAUGUCUGCUGCAAUGGGAGCCGACUUCCAUUUCUCUUCCACGCUGGGCAUCCAGGAAAAGUACCUGACACCCUCGGACUCAUCAGUGGAGCAGGAAGCCAUGCAGCUGUAACCACAAGCUGGUGGUGAGGACAGGACUCAGAAGGCACAGCACUGGGCAAAGUGGAGGAUCCCGGUGGGCAGCAGACAGACAGCUCAGCAGGUUGCAGAACCAAGAGCAAGUCCUCCCAGCCAGAACUGGCAGGCUAGCAAGGGGACACGCAGCUCUG
This is a messenger RNA of Orycteropus afer afer, 1158 nucleotides long. RefSeq names its product GPN-loop GTPase 2 (gene GPN2). NCBI's taxonomy places the organism in Eukaryota, Metazoa, Chordata, Mammalia, Tubulidentata, Orycteropodidae. Gene Ontology annotation, molecular function: GTPase activity. Gene Ontology annotation, cellular component: cytoplasm. The record is from RefSeq and is a predicted model, not a curated record.